Molecule: messenger RNA, 840 nt
Organism: Acanthosepion pharaonis
Lineage: Eukaryota; Metazoa; Mollusca; Cephalopoda; Sepiida; Sepiidae
Source: the annotation of a GenBank genome assembly
AUGAACUUUCCACACUACCCCAGCUCAUAUCUACCUGGCCAAUUGCUUCUUGGUCGCUUCCAUACGCAUUUUUUCUUUUUCGUUUUUUUUUUUUUUUCCUUUAUUUACCUUCAUUCCACUUUUUUCUUUCUUUCUUUCUUUAUCAAUUUUUCUUCUCCUAUUCUAUUCAGUAUUUUUUUUUAUCUUCCAUUUUUCACUUUCUUUCAUUUCUAUCUUUCUUUUUUCUUUUUUGUUCUUUAUAAAUUUUUUCUUCUUUUUCUCUUUCGUUUUUCUUUUUUUUUCUUUUUUACUUUUCUUUACUUCAUUCCACUUUCCUUUCUUUUUUUUUUUCACCAAAUUUUCUUCCUUUUUUCUUUUCGUUGUUUUCCUUUUUUUCUUCCAUCUUUCAUUUUCCUUCUUUUUUUCUUUCUUUCUUAUCUUUUUGCUCUUUAUAAAUUUUCUUUCUUUUUCUUCCUUUUCUUUCAUUUUUUUCCUUUUUUUUUUACUUUGCAUCAGACUUUCUCAAUUGUCUUUCCUUUUUUCUUUCUUUCGUUCUCAACAUUUUCUUCAUUCCGCUUUUUUUUCUUUUCACUUUCUCGAAUUUCUUUCUUUUUCUCAUAUUUUAUCAAUUUGUUCUCUUUCUUUUAUUAUUCUUUUCUUUAUAAACAUUACUUCUUUCUUUUAAUUCUCUUUCGUUAUUUUUUUUUCAUUUUUUCUCUUUCUUUUUCGUCUAUUUUUCUUCCCUUGAUGCCAUCCAUUUCUUAUAAUACUUUUUCGCAAUCAUCUUUCCUUCUUUUUCACUUUCAUACUAGAAUCCAUUUUUCACCUUUUUGUCCUUAUCUUACCUUUCUUUCUUUUUAG